AUGGCGGAAUUGACACCUCGAGGAGGGCUUUUUGAGAUUUGUAAUUAUGGAAAGCUAAGAGGACGCGGUUUGAGGGCUUUGAAAUCAUCUAAGCCGGGUGAUAAUAUUCUUGAAUCCACUCCUGUGGUCUUUGUUUUAAGUAACAAUGUGCGCGGACAAUGUUGCGACAUGUGUUUUACCCAAGGGGGUGAUCUUCAACGUUGUUCGAAGUGCAAAUUUGCACGCUACUGUGAUAGACAAUGUCAAAAGAAGGAUUGGAAGGAACACAAAAUCGAAUGUGGACGGAUACUUAGAGUUUCUCCGAAUGUUCCAACUGAUCUUGUGCGUCUCAUGGCAAGGAUCAUGCAAAAGAAACAUUCAGACGCCGCAUUGUGCAAGUAUUUAUCUCAGCUUGUUUCCCACCACGAGCAGUUAGGAGAACUGAGGAAGGACGCUUUUACUACCAUCAUAACGGUUCUUAAGCAUUUUGUUGGAGGUAAAGAUUUUCAAAAAUUUUCAACGGCCGAGUUGUUUGAGCUUUUUGGCAAGAUAUCAUGCAACUGUUUUACUAUAUGUGAUGCUGAAUUACAGCCUCUGGGUGAGCAUAUUUUGAGAACUAAAUAUAGCGACAGAACAACCGUUUAAUCCUUAAGGAAACCAGUCGUAUUGAUACAAAGUCGUUUCGGGACAGGUCGUAGUAAGAUUUCCAUCUAACCCCGUACAUUUAUCAUGCAUACACGUUUCCACUCUAUUCUUAUCAAAAUAUUUGUGAUAAAACGUAUAUGAUUGCUGCAUGCAUAAUAAAUGUAUGGAGUUAUACGGAAAUCUUACCCAGCUCAUUUUGGUACAAACUCAAGCAUAAAAAUUUCGAUCAUUUCAAGUAUAGUUUGAUAGUGAACAAGAAAAACAUUUUCAGUUAAUAUUCGUUUUUUUUUUUUUAAGCCAAGUACGUGGAACUAUUUACAACUCCACUGAAUACACUUGUAUUGAAACAACUUUGUAUCGAAACAACUGGUGACCAUCCUUAAUAACUAGCGCAAUAAUGAAAUAUUUUUCUCUUUCUCAUAUUGUAGUCACUUGCAAUAUUUCUUCUGAUAAAUGGUAGUCUUCAUAAAGGUAAUGAGGUUGACUUGUCAUGCAUCACCUGUAUUCAGACCCUGCCAUUUCAGAGUGUUUGAUUCUGAUCCUCACUGCUACACUGUGAGGGUCAGAGGGAAAACCAUUUAAAGCUUCACCUCCACUUUAACGUCAAUAGAUACAGUGGAAUAGAAAUACGAGAAGCAUGUUUGUCUGUGAUCAACAGUCACAUUGACAGGAGGGUCAUAUGAUGUUAGGCUGAAGAGGGAAUAGUUUCACCAAAAUAGCAAAGUUUGAGAUGCACCAACCAUUCACUGUGGGACAUUGUGCAUUUUAAGGGGUUGCAUAACCAGUCACCUGAUAAGCAAAAGCAAAGUCAAAACAUUACAAUCUACACCACAAGUUUCUGCAUUGUGAGAUAAAUUGCAAUUCAAUAUUACAAUGAUUCUUUAUGAUGAUGAUGAUAAUAUAUCCUGCCUUUACUGUUUGUCAUUUGAUAUAUAAUUUUGGUGAUGACAUACCACUACACAUGAUAAAGCUUUCUCUGCAAUGAUUUUUCUUCAAAUAUUAAAAUAAAAUAGAUGCAUCAGUACACCCAGGGAAGUGCUCUAGGGGUGCCUGGUAGACCCUGGUGCCUUCCUUUUGCUCUUGGGAGACUAUAGACUGCAAAACAGUCUGUUUCUUUUUCUAAAAAUUGGUUUUUUAAGGAACAAAGAACCAGCAUUAAUAUCUUGCUUUUGCAAAGCACAUGAGCCCUUACAAGUCUCCAUUUUCACCCUCAGUAUAGAUCUUCAUUUAACUGCUCUCACUUCCUUGACCUUCCCAAAAAUACUGACUAUUUUGCGGUCCAGGGUGGGUAGGAAAUGUUUGUUUUUUCAUAAAUGUCAUCACCAUCAGGGUUCGAAAUUAACAGUUGUCCAGUUGUCCCAGACAACCAAAACUAUCAAUGAGGCAGCCAAUUUGUGCUGAGUGGUUGCCCCUCAGACAACCCAAUCUUCUAAGUCCUAAUUCCCUAAUUAGGAAUGAUUAUUGCAGCUUUUUGCCCUGGAAAGGUUCAUGAUCCUUAAAAGUUAGUUGAAAGAUAAAAAAGGCUCCAAACUCAACAUUUGGCCUGAAUGAACUUGUUGUUCUUUAACCAGCAGUUUAUGUAGUUAAACAUAGUCCAUGAUGCACUGUAGUGAGAUGUGCACACGUGUGUAUUCCUGCCAUGUUUGUUCCCUGCGUGCUAUAGCCUAUUGAUUCUUUGUGUAGCUGUAAAAAUUUACGCCUUCACUUUGGAAUUCACUAAGGCAGAUAAAGCUACAGCAGAUUAGUGGCACAAGACUUAGAGAGCUCAAAGAACUGUUCCUUGUUGGAAGUUUCAGGAUUUUUCUGUGACUUGGCUGCAAUUUGUUGUGAAAGGAAAUGUUAUGUUUUGUAGUUAUUGCUCAUGGUUUUUGAAAGAUAAAUCUGUAUUUGGAAACCUAACAGGCCUUGAUGGGGUCCAAAAACAGAUAACAAGUGAGGCACAUUUUCUUGUGAAAAACUAAAAAAAACUGUUAAUAAUUAUUGAGCUACCUCAGUGUUUUGCUUUCUUGGAUUGAACUGGGCCAAGAGGUUGACUUUGACAACCAAAAUAUUUCAUGGGCAACCAAACCAAGUCCUGUGGUUGCCCCAGGGGCAAUAGGACAUAAAAGUAAAUUUCAAACCCUGACCCAAGACAUGAUUUCACAGGACCAGAGAUUUGGAUUCCUGUCAGCUUUUCUAAGAGCACAGCCUUGAUGCUGUUCUAGGUAGACUCAUGUGAGCCCCAGACUUUGAUAAGUAACCCCAAAUCUGUGUCAUGAUUAUGCAUCAGAUACAGUAAGUGAACAGUGUAAGAUCAUAAGACCUUUUUACUAAGUGUUCCAAUUGAUGUUUCACCUUUCACAGGUAUUGGCAUGUAUCAAACACCUACUAUGCUCAACCACUCAUGUCAUCCAAAUUGUGUGGUAACUUUUAGUCAGACAAAACUUCUAGUCCAUGCAACAGAAGAUAUCAAGGAAGGUGAUGAACUUACCAUAAGCUACACUGAACUUCUCUGCCCAAGUUAUCAGAGAAAAGAAGAUUUAAGGAACCGUUACUAUUUUGAAUGCAGCUGUACUAAGUGUUUGUCUUCUUUGGAGGAAGAUGGACUCAUGUUAAGUUUGAAGUGUUCUGACAAAAGGUGCUGUGGAGCAGUCCCAAGAGAUUUGGCAGGUACAUUGGCAAUAUCAUUGUGCAGAAAUGAGAAAAGCUAUGUUCUUUUAAAACAGGAGGCAGGCACUCUUUUGUUGAUUAAAUUUCUCAUUAGAAAAGCUCUUGCUGUGUCAGAUAAAAAGUAAGUACUCUACUCAUCUCAGUGAGUGAGAGGUGUGCUUUCGCCUCUGUCCCAGGCCAAGGGGAUUACUCACAGAAUGUUAACAUUUUGAAGCAAGAAAUACAUUUUGUGGCAGUGACAGUCAGUGUAUUUCUAUCAUUGAAGUAUUUCUAAUUUACAUAAUUUACUUAAUUGUUAUUGUAUAUUACUAAUUGAGUUUUCCUGCAAAAGAGUGAAAUAAACAGUGAUUAUUAUUAAGGUGUAUUUAUAAAAUUUAGCACAGUGUAUAUUGUUUAUAUUUUUUUUGUUCAAAUAUUAUGAAUCAUUCUUUUCUCCAGUGGGCGAGUUUUCUGCUUGUAACACAUGUGGUAAGAGCCUUUUGGACAAGACUGCUGGAACUAAGGCAGACACAAUUAUAUUAAAGAGCGAAGAAGCUUUAAAAGACAUUAAAGCCUUAGAAAAAUCAGAUGACCAGCAAGGUGUUCUUGAUAUUGCUGAGAGGAUUUUAGCACAUCAAAGAGGAUUCUUUCACAAACUACAUUACAUCAAAGCAAGAAUACUUGAUAAAGCGAUGGAUGCGUGCAUUAAUCUGGAGAUGUGGGAAAGCGCAUUGGACUUUGGACUUCAAACAAUGAAUGCAUACAAGCUCUAUUAUCCAAUAAACCACCCAAGUGUUGGGAUUCAGCUGUUUAGGAUAGGUAGGUCAUUACCUCAGUGUACUAGGAUACUAGUAAAAAAGCCAGAUUUAGGAUAGGAAAGUGCAGUGGAGAGGGAACUGAACUGAAGUAAAUCCCAUCUGAGUCAUUACCACACAGCUCGUCUUAUCUUUUGAGGAAUGGGUUCUUUGCUCCUUAGGAGGGUUAGAUACAUGGGUGGGCCUUUUUUAGACCCUGUUUAAACCUUAUAAGAGGGAUUUGGUUUUCAAAAUGACAUUCAGUUUUAGAACAAUUUAGGUUCCAAUUUAGAUUCCAAUUUACGUUCCUAUUUAAGAAGACUUUUUUCUCAUUAACGCUGUCCUUUUUCCAGGGUAAAGAAACUGACUUAAGACAAGCAACAGUAAAAAAAAUCGGGCUUGUACGGGUUUCGAACCCUUGACCUCUGCGAUAGCAGUGCAGCGCUCUACCGAUUAAGCGAACAAGCCAACUGGGAGCAGGUCGCCUGAAUUUUUUUCAAGCUUUCUUUUCGCAAAAGAAUAAGUUGCGUAUACAACGGCGAUGAUCUUCCUUCAAAUAAUUCUUCACUCCGCAGUUGACAUACAUGAUUUUCGUAUAUUCAUAAUUUCAUCAUCAUCCUUUCACGGGUUUACCACGAACCGAUUCAGCGACCUGCUCCCAGUUGGCUUGUUAGCUUAAUUGGUAGAGCGCUGCACCGGUAUCGCAGAGUUCAAGUGUUCGAAUCCCGGGCAAGCCUGAAUUUUUUUCAGGCUUUCUUUUCGCAACUGCAUAAGUUGCGUAUACAACUGCGACGAUCUUCCUUCAAAUAAUUCUUCAUUCCGCAGUUCACAUAUAUGAUUUUCAUAUAUUCAUAAUUUCACAAGCAACACUCUCUCACAAUCCAUUAGGGAUACAGAAACCAGAAAUGAGGAAAACUUAACAGUCUGAACACAAGUGAAAAAGGCCAUAUACCCGGCUCACACUGGGAAACUUCUAUAAGACUUGAUUACACUGUACAUCCCGGGCUACGCUUGCAAUGUUCCACUUUCACUUUAAGUGAAAUAAGAGACCAUUUCGUGGCACAGACUGUUAGCGAGGUGUGACCAGCCUUAUUGAAGAAUUUUUUGUUUUACAGGCAAACUUCAAGUUUAUCUGGACAAAUUAAAAGAUGGGUUGCAGUCGCUGGUAGAGGCAGAAGCCAUUCUUAAAACUACUCACGGUAAUCAUGCGCUGGUUCAAGAACUCCAAGAAAUGAUAACUGGAACAUUAGAAGAACUAGGCAGAGAGGAACAUAAUAACAGAUUUCAGGGAUUGGAGUUAAUCUGA
Porites lobata is the source of this 5352-nucleotide messenger RNA. NCBI's taxonomy places the organism in Eukaryota, Metazoa, Cnidaria, Anthozoa, Scleractinia, Poritidae. The record is from the annotation of a GenBank genome assembly.